CCCGCUGUCAUGCCAGAUGACUCGGUGCCCGCUGUCGAGCUUAAUGACUCGGUGCCCGCUGUCCUGCCAGAUGACUUAGUGCCCGCUGUCCUGCCAGAUGACUCGGUGCCCGCUGUCGAGCUUGGUGGCUCAGUGCCCGCUGUCGUGCCAGGUGACUCGGUGCCCGCUGUCGAGCUUGGUGACUCGGUGCCCGCUGUCGAGCUUGGUGACUCGGUGCCCGCUGUCGUGCCAGAUGACUCGGUGCCCGCUGUCGUGCCAGAUGACUCGGUGCCUGCUGUCGUGCCAGAUGACUCGGUGCCCACUGUCGAG
Staurois parvus is the source of this 309-nucleotide messenger RNA. Lineage: Eukaryota; Metazoa; Chordata; Amphibia; Anura; Ranidae. The record is from the annotation of a GenBank genome assembly.